AUGGGGUUUGAAAAACUUGGGAGCUUUGGGUGCUAUAAAUUUAAGCAUGAGAGCCACAGUGAAGGGAGGACAAAAAAAAAAGGUUCAAUGUCUAAUCCUCUUGUGUUAGGUAGCUCCCUGCCAGUGCCCAAUGUUCAGGAGCUCGCUCGUUCGGAUCAGAUUCCAGAGAGAUACUUCAAGCCUGAUGUUGAUGCCGCAUCGAUGGCCUCCAUCGAUGACGAUGAGCUCCCUGUGAUUGAUCUAAUGAAGCUUCUCGAUCCAGAGCUCAUUGAUAGGGAGGAGCUUUUAAGGUUAGGAUCAGCAUGCAAAGAGUGGGGCUUCUUCCAGCUAAUAAAUCAUGGAAUUCCAGAAGAAGUGAUAGAGAAAACAAAGGAUGAUAUUAGCAAGUUCUUCAAGCUUCCACUCAAAGAAAAAGAAGAGAUUAAACAAAUACCUGGACAUAUUGAAGGUUAUGGUCAAAUGUUUGUGCACUCAGAAGAACAAAAAUUAGAUUGGGCAGACAUUCUCAUUCUCGCCAUCCAACCUCCUCAAAAUAGGAACAUGAGAUUUUGGCCUACUAAUCCCUCUACAUUCAGGGAUACACUCGAAACAUACACAUCGAAGGUUGCCAGAGUUGUUGAUUGUCUUUAUGGAUUGAUGGCUAAGGAUUUGGGGGUUGAUACUCAAGACAUGCUUAAUAUUUCUCGUGACCAGCUACAAACUGUAAGGAUAAAUUACUAUCCACCGUGCAAACAAGCCAAUAAGGUGUUAGGUCUCUCCCCUCAUAGUGAUGCAAAUGCAUUAACCGUGCUCCUGCAAGCAAAUGAUGUCCAGGGUUUGCAGAUAAGGAAAAAUGGCAAGUGGUUCCUCAUAAAACCAAAGCCAGGAGCAUUCAUCAUCAACAUUGGUGAUAUGAUGGAGAUAUUGACUAAUGGAAGGUAUAAGAGCAUAGAGCACAGGGCUAUUAUAAACAUGGAGGAGGAGCGACUAUCAAUAGCUGCAUUUCAUUCACCCAGUCUUGACGUUGUAUUACGUCCUUUUUCCGAGCUUAUUGAUAGUGAUGGGGAACUUUAUAAAACGUUAACCGUCAAAGAAUAUACAAGCGAAUACUUUGCAGGAAAACUGAAUGGAAAGAAUGCAUUGGAGAGCGUGAAGCUAAGAAAAUGACUGCGAAAAUACCUACAAUAAAUCUGUGUGAUAACAAUAUUGCAUAUGAUAUGUUAUUAUAUUUUGUAAUGUUCAAUAAUGGCUGUUUUAUGUAAAACAGAAAUGUUGCUUGACAAUUAUAUGAGGUUAUGUAUGCCGAUCGAGUACUUUGCUUUACAGUAGAAA
Messenger RNA from Dendrobium catenatum, 1311 nucleotides. Its product is annotated as S-norcoclaurine synthase 1-like. The record is from RefSeq and is a predicted model, not a curated record. The transcript has 5 exons. Bases 1 to 1146 code for a protein of 381 amino acids. Lineage: Eukaryota; Viridiplantae; Streptophyta; Magnoliopsida; Asparagales; Orchidaceae.